Umbelopsis ramanniana AG is the source of this 1842-nucleotide messenger RNA. RefSeq lists its product as uncharacterized. Gene Ontology annotation, molecular function: NADH pyrophosphatase activity; metal ion binding; protein binding. Gene Ontology annotation, cellular component: cytosol. NCBI's taxonomy places the organism in Eukaryota, Fungi, Mucoromycota, Umbelopsidomycetes, Umbelopsidales, Umbelopsidaceae. The coding region runs from base 234 to 1670 and encodes 478 amino acids. Gene Ontology annotation, biological process: NAD+ catabolic process; NADP+ catabolic process. The record is from RefSeq and is a predicted model, not a curated record. The transcript has 8 exons.
AUUUAAGGGAUUUGUUAGGCUUUUCUUCAACCCAAUCUGCCUUAUCUCACUUUGUUGCAGUGGCCACUUGUGAAUUGUUUACACAGAAAAAUGCUCUUUAUUCUCGAGUGCUAAUCUACUUAUUAUCAUAGCCGCAAAGAUUAUUCUAGCAAUCAAGUACAGUAGGCUCACCGUGGUGCUGACAGGCGUUUCAAGUCACGUUUCCCACUUUUUGUCGGGGUGGAAAAUGGCAUAUGCUGGAGAGAGUCUGUCUGACAAAGACAACUUUACACAUGUCUUCUACAUCGGUAUUUGAAGCUGCUGCUGCUGGCGACAUUGACUAUUUGAAGUCACAUACUUCAGAGCUCUCUACCAAGAACGACAGAGGCUGGACCCCACUUCAUUUCGCUGCAAGAUAUGGUCAGCUGGACGUUGUGACGUACUUGAUAGAACAAAAGGUACCUACUGAGAUUACUAAUUCAGAAGGAAAGACGGCCUAUGCCCUUGCUGAAUUUUGGGGGUUCGACAAUGUAGCAAAACUAUUAGAGCCAGCGGAGGAUGCUACCUCUGCGAAGAACACUACACCAGCAGGAAGACACAUAUUCGCUCCGAACACCAUCAAUUACUUUGCUGGAAGUCCUCUCAACCGCUUCAGUUGGUUUAGAAGCGACAAAGCUGUUUUGGACCGUUUAGUCCGAUCUCAAACCUCACGCUUUGUUCUAUUGUCUUCCUUGAAGCCUCUCAUGGAUGAUUCGCAAGAACAGGCACAGCUAUACUAUGCAUCCUGGUCCGAGGUUGAAAAUCUGAUUGGUGACCCAUACGGUCAAAAGGAGGAUCUUACCGAGAUUGAUGUGCCUGCGCUAGUGUUUUUAGGUAUUGAAGAAUUUAACGGCGUCGCUGAGAACGGCACGGCUUAUUGGGCAUUGGAUGUGACGCCCAAUGGAUCUCGUAAAGGAGAUAUUGAACAACUUCAUCAAAAUCUUGAGAGCCGCAACAUCCGCUUUUAUGACCCUCGUCCAAAGGCAUUUGUACUCGAUAGAUCAUCUGCUGCGAUCUUUGCCCAGGCACGCGCGAUGAUCGAUUGGAAUCUUCGUAAUCAGUUUUGUCCAGCGUGUGGUCGACGUACUGUCUCCGCUGAAGCUGGUCAUAAGCGAAUUUGCCCUCCUCAAGCUGGUUCAGCCGAUGAAUCCGUGCCUUGCAUUAGCUCUAAAGGUGUCCACAACUUUGCCUAUCCUAGAACAGAUCCUGUCAUCAUUGUUUGCGUCAUACAUCCCACUGAGGACAAAAUAUUGCUGGGAAGGCAAACAGCUUGGCCCAAACGACAGUAUUCUUGUUUAGCAGGAUUCGUAGAAGCAGGCGAAUCAGUGGAAGAAGCUGUACGACGUGAAGUUCGUGAAGAAUCAGGAGUCAUUGUAUCAAACGUACUCUUCCAUUCCAGCCAACCUUGGCCGUUUCCAAACUCGCUUAUGAUGGGUUUUAUCGCUCAGGCAACCUCGACUGAGAUUAAAUUGGAGGACAAGGAGCUUGAACACGCUACUUGGUAUUCACGCGGAGAGGUCUUGGCAGCGCUAUCAGGACAAUCUGGGGCACCUUUCAACAUGCCGCCUGGAAUUGCCAUAGCUCAUCAGCUUGUGAAAAGCUGGGCUACCGAAGUUGAAUGGGGAGGAAACGGACUGAAUGCUAAAAUGUAGUUUUUGUGUGUGUCCAGAAAUAAACCAACGAAUUUUUUUCUCCUCAGCCACGGGUACAUGGUCACUCACGUUCGCAGUGACUUUUUCGUUACUUCUUAGUUCUUUUUCGUAAUGUCAUACCAAAAUCCCCCCGGUGCUUAUGGCUCUCCUGCCCAAAAUUACCAACGUCCUC